AUGUCGGUCGAUAUUGAGCCCUUCGAGCUUUCCUUCAAGCGCCCCUUCACUACUGAGGUCUCCCAAAUCUUGACUCUCAAGAACCCAAAUCACACCCCCGUUGCCUUCAAGGUCAAGACUACCGCCCCCAAACAAUACUGUGUCCGACCGAAUGCAGGCCGCAUCGAGGCCGGUCAGAGCUUCGAUGUCUCUGUUUUGCUCCAGGCCAUGAAGGCGGACCCUGCUCCCGACGCCCGAUGCCGUGACAAGUUCCUGGUCCAGUCUACGGCCAUUACCGCCGAUAAGGAGUUCGCCAAUCACGCCUCUGUGCUCGAGACAACGGACAAGGCCUCGCUUGUAGAGCGCAAGAUUCGAGUUAACUGGUUGCCGGCUGGCUCCGCCGAGGCUCCUCACCGACCAAUUUCUACUCCCAACAAGCAAGGCAUUGCUAAUGGCGCCAACGAUACUCCCGACGUUUCUCGCACUUACUCUUCUCCUGGCGCCCGGGAUGACUCGCCUUCCUCCUCCGCACCACCUCCCUACCACUCUCCUCAAGAGCAGUAUGAGGAGCACAGACCUAAAUCCAUGCAGUCCGACUUCGAAGUUAAGAGCGCUAUGUCCCAGGCCGCAACAUCUAUCAAGGAGACUGCCGAGCUGACCUACGAGGAGCUCAAGGCUAAGCUUGCCCAGGCUGAGCAGCAGCUCGUAGCUCUUAAGGAUAGCGGUCUCCGCCAGCGCAACGUCAAGUCCGAUUCCAACGACGAUGAGAAGCGGCCCGUGGCCCAAGCUGCCCAAGCUAUUCAGCAAACUGUCGAGGGUGUGCCAGUGCAGAUGGCUGCCAUCCUCUGCUUGGUCAGCUUCCUGCUCGCUUAUUUCUUCUUCUAG
Messenger RNA from Fusarium pseudograminearum CS3096, 864 nucleotides. RefSeq lists its product as uncharacterized. NCBI's taxonomy places the organism in Eukaryota, Fungi, Ascomycota, Sordariomycetes, Hypocreales, Nectriaceae. Bases 1 to 864 code for a protein of 287 amino acids. The record is from RefSeq and is a predicted model, not a curated record. Gene Ontology annotation, biological process: endoplasmic reticulum membrane organization. Gene Ontology annotation, cellular component: endoplasmic reticulum membrane; plasma membrane. The transcript is spliced from 7 exons. Gene Ontology annotation, molecular function: FFAT motif binding.